CGCGGUGCACUGUGCACAUUCUGAUAAUGAUUCCCGCUAUUCCUCUCUUCAGAAGCACACCCCGCCCAAUCGAAGCAACGGUUGUAUCAGGCCCCAAAUCGCCCAAACCACAAAAGCCCCUCCUCAACCAAACCCUCAAAUCCCUCUCCAGAUCAGGCAAACUCGACGAGGCAAUUCGUCGGAUAGAAUCUUCAUCUUCCAAGUGUACGGAGCCUGAGACAUAUGCCCUCCUUCUCCAUGCUUGUAUCUCCCAUAAAUCAUUGGAAUAUGGACAAAGAAUUUAUCUGCAACUCCUCUCUGAAAGCCAAGAAGGUCACAACCUUAUUCAAAAUCCCACUUUAAAGAGCAAGCUCAUUACUCUUUUCUCUAUCUGUGGCCGUCUCGAAGAGGCACGCCACAUUUUUGAAGAUGGGCUUGAGAAUAAUGGCGCGCCCGAGUCGAUUUGGGUUGCAAUGGCAAUUGGGUAUUCCAAAAAUGAGCGUUUUAGAGAGGCUUUGCUUGUUUACAUUGACAUGUUGUUGCAUGAUGUACAACCGGGUAAUUUUUCGUUCUCUGUGGCUCUGAAAGCGUGUGUGAAUUUGAAAGAUUCAAGGCUUGGUAGAGGGGUCCAUGGUCAGGUGAUAAAGUCUAGUGAAGAACCUGAUCAGGUGGUGAAUAACGCUAUUUUAAGGCUGUAUGCAGAGUGUGGAUGUCUGAGUGAAGUUGUGAAGAUGUUUGACGAAAUGCCUCAAAGGAAUGUUGUUUCUUGGAAUUCUUUGAUUGCAGGUUUUGCUAAGCAAGAUCAACUAUUUGAGGCGUUGGAUGUGUUCAGAAAGAUGCAGAGUGAGGGAGUGGGAUUUAGUUGGGUUACCAUUACAACACUUUUGCCAAUUUGUGCACGAUUGGCAACUCUUCAUAUUGGAAAAGAGUUGCAUGCGCAAAUAGUUAAAUCAGCAAAAAGACCAGAUAUCCUAGUUUUAAAUGCGCUUAUUGAUAUGUAUGUCAAAUGUGGAACCUUUGAUUAUGGCAGGAGACUGUUUAAUGGAAUGAGAAACAAGGACUUGGCAUCUUGGAAUGCUAUGUUGACUGGAUAUGCAAUCAAUGGGCACAUGCGAGAAGCAAUGGAAUUGUUUGAUGAAAUGGUUUCAUCUGGCAUGACACCUGAUGAGGUUACGUUCAUUGCAUUGUUAUCAGGUUGCAGCCAUGCUGGGCUUACAGAGGAUGGAAUCAAAUUGUUUGAUAAAAUGGACAUAGAUUUUGGGGUCUCACCGUGUUUAGAGCAUUAUGCUUGUUUGGUAGAUAUCCUGGGUAGGGCUGGAAGAAUUGGGGACGCUAUAGAGAUAGUUAAAAACAUGACAAUGAAGCCAAGUGCCAGCAUAUGGGGAUCAUUGCUCAACUCAUGCCACCUCCACGGUGACGUCCAUCUUGGAGAGACUAUAGCAGAGCAAUUGUUUGAGCUUGAGCCAAAUAAUUCGGGGAAUUAUGUAAUGCUUUCAAAUAUUUAUGCAAAUGCAGGGAUGUGGGACUCGGUAAAUAAGGUUAGAGAGAUUAUGCAAACAAGAGGAAUUAAGAAAGAGGCUGGAUGUAGUUGGAUACAAGUGAAGAAUAUAAUUCACACUUUUGUUGCAGGUGGGGGUUUUGAGUUCCGUAAUUCUGUCGAGUAUAAGAAGAUCUGGGAUGAAUUGUCAGAAGCUAUGAAAAAAAUUGGUUAUAUCCCUGAUACAAGUGUUGUUCUUCACGAUGUAAAUGAAGAAACGAAAGAAAUGUGGGUAUGCGGGCAUAGUGAGCGCCUAGCAACUAUUUUUGCACUCAUAAAUACUGCUAGUGGAAUGCCUAUUAGGAUUACAAAGAAUCUUCGUGUCUGUAAAGAUUGCCACUCUUGGAUCAAGAUUGUGUCAAGAGUAACAGAAAGGAUGAUUGUUCUAAGAGACACAAAUCGCUUCCACCACGUCAAAGGUGGUGUAUGCUCUUGUAAGGAUUACUGGUAAUUGGCAAAGCCCGUGUAAAAGUACAUAACUGUUUGAAUCUUUUGCAUUCUUUGUUGUUUCUCGCUAUCCUAUUUUUGUUAGUAUUUAAUAAAAUCUCACAUUAAUUUGACAGCAAA
This is a messenger RNA of Manihot esculenta (cassava), 2083 nucleotides long. Its product is annotated as pentatricopeptide repeat-containing protein At3g14330. The record is from RefSeq and is a predicted model, not a curated record. Bases 27 to 1967 code for a protein of 646 amino acids. The transcript has a single exon. NCBI's taxonomy places the organism in Eukaryota, Viridiplantae, Streptophyta, Magnoliopsida, Malpighiales, Euphorbiaceae. Gene Ontology annotation, biological process: RNA modification. Gene Ontology annotation, molecular function: RNA binding; protein binding; zinc ion binding.